Penaeus chinensis is the source of this 822-nucleotide messenger RNA. Its product is annotated as DNA-directed RNA polymerase II subunit RPB1-like. Lineage: Eukaryota; Metazoa; Arthropoda; Malacostraca; Decapoda; Penaeidae. The record is from RefSeq and is a predicted model, not a curated record. The transcript is spliced from 3 exons. Bases 114 to 596 code for a protein of 160 amino acids.
CCUACAUCCCCGACUCGUCUUGGGAAUAUAUAAAGACCUUUCGUGACCUGACUUAUCACUUGGUCGACAGCUUUGGAGACAGAAGCAGUGCGUGGGAAUCUCCGAAGGUGAAAAUGAGACUGUGUGUUGUAACAGUACUGGUAUUCGCGAGCAGCGUUUUUGCCAAACCUACAGCUCAGAAUGUAAUAGAUGGAGACGAUGGACGAUUAUCUGUCGCCAUCUACGACACCGGAAACCCGUACUACGAUCCCUAUCAACAAGUCUACGAUCCUUACGCCCCGAUUCACGAUCCUUACGCCCCGAUUUACGAUCCUUAUGCCCCAGUUUACGAUCCUUACAACCCCUAUUACGACCCCUACAACCCCUAUUACGACCCCUACAACCCCUAUUAUGACCCCUACAACCAAUACUACAACCCAAACAUCCAACGACCCACAGUCAACCAACGGCCUCACAAUAACUACAACCCUUACUAUGGAAACAAUUACUACAGUUUAGGAAACUUCAUAGGAGGGGCUGUGGGGAGCUUCCUCAACAACAGGGAUUCCACAGAAACUUCAGACCCACAGGAGGCUACAGGGCCCGUGGCCUUCUGAAGACUGUAGGGCUCAGAGGACUUCGGUUUCAGAAUUGACGUGAUUGUGUGAGAUGUCCAGAGGUGUUCUCAGACCAAUUUCGUUUGUUAUUUUGUUGAUUUAAGGUGUUAUUUAUAGCAUAAACAUCGCGAUCUCCACGUUGAUUCACGACAAUAAUAAAAUAGAGGGUAUUAACGUGAAUAUUUCGAUGCUUAUGCUAUAGAUGAAGGUUUGAAUUGACGUAAUA